GAUAAACCCGAAUCGUCCAGAUCGUUGGGAAUCAGGUGAAGAGAUGAACGUAUCUAUCUAAUCAUCCAGUUUCAUCAAUGGCGUCGGGGUGGGGAAUAACGGGGAACAAAGGGAGAUGUUACGAUUUCUGGAUGGAUUUCAGCGAGUGUAUGUCUCAUUGCAGAGAGCCCAAGGACUGCUCUCUUCUUCGCGAAGACUACCUCGAGUGUCUUCACCAUUCCAAAGAGUUCCAACGAAGAAACAGGAUAUACAAAGAGGAACAACGCAAACUGAGAGCAGCUUCAAGGAAAGGCCAAGAUACCGGCGGUGAUGCCACCACUAAUACUAGUAAUCACUAGUCGUGAAGCCAAGUUUGCAUCUUUCGCAACCGGGAAAAAGAAUAAUGAAAGUUUCGUGAAAGAUUCUCUGUAUGUUGUGUGUCGAACUCCUUUUGAUUGUUUUCACUUCGCUUCUGCAAUGAAUGAAUAUUCUGCCUUUUUUACUUCUUACAUUUUGACUGAGUUGUAAUAAAAUACCCUUUUGGCUGGUUCACAAACAUCAUGGUAAUAUUUCA
This is a messenger RNA of Brassica oleracea var. oleracea, 553 nucleotides long. Its product is annotated as NADH dehydrogenase [ubiquinone] iron-sulfur protein 5-B-like. The transcript is spliced from 2 exons. NCBI's taxonomy places the organism in Eukaryota, Viridiplantae, Streptophyta, Magnoliopsida, Brassicales, Brassicaceae. The record is from RefSeq and is a predicted model, not a curated record. Gene Ontology annotation, biological process: mitochondrial respiratory chain complex I assembly. The coding region runs from base 78 to 338 and encodes 86 amino acids.